Molecule: messenger RNA, 1487 nt
Organism: Labeo rohita (rohu)
Lineage: Eukaryota; Metazoa; Chordata; Actinopteri; Cypriniformes; Cyprinidae
Product: glucosidase 2 subunit beta
Exons: 14
Coding region: 132-1487 (451 amino acids)
Biological process (GO): spermatogenesis; homologous chromosome pairing at meiosis; meiotic DNA double-strand break processing involved in reciprocal meiotic recombination
Cellular component (GO): central element
Source: RefSeq, a predicted model, not a curated record
CGAGCUCUGUUUAAAACACGAUAAAACGCACAAUAUUCGGCUUUCAAAUCCAUAUUUGUGUUAUAUAUCAUCUUAAAACAGGAAAAUAGAUCUUUUUACGUGAUCUUACGUGGUAUUUGUGAGUGUUUUGAAUGGAGGAGCAGACGGUAAAUCAACUGGACAACCUGCUGCUUCAGUUAGGUAUAGAAACACGAGAACUUGCUCAGAAGAAGGAUGACCUCAAACAGCAAAUACAAAUUUCUGAGUCCAUCAUUCAGGAGAAGAAGGAUUACAUUAGCACAACUCACAAUAUCAUCAACAAACUCAAUGAGGAGAUCCAGCAAAAACAAAACACUUUGAAAUUCAUCAAGGAAAACACUAAAAAUCUCCAGCGAACAGGACAUCUGCUGCUUCAAUAUGAAAAGACACUGGAAGCUGAGCUAGAGAAGAGACAGGACAGCUAUAAUCAAGACAUGAAAAUCUUCCAGGAGAGAAUUGAGAGCUACAAGAAUGUGUUUCAGCAGUAUAAGGAUCGAUACUGCCAGAACUCUUUGGCUCAAAAACUGCUGAAGAUCCAAGCCGAGAAUGAGGAAAUUGAGAGGAGGAUCAGAGCAACAGAAGAACAGAUACUGGAAAAAGAGAGAGAACUAAUGGCAGCACUGGGUGAGGAUGAGCCAGUCACUGAUGCUGCUGACAGUAAGUGUAAAGACAGUGAUGCUCCACAAACUGAAAAGAAUGAGUCAUUUGAUGAAAUGGACCCUCAUCAAGACACCAUAAUGCAGAGAGCUGAAGAAUAUGCAGAUGAGCACAUGGUUGCUGAAGAUCCUUCCGAAGAGAAUGAAGAUAAGAUAGCAGAAAAUGAAUCUCAAACGGAUUCAUUUUGUAAUGGCUUAUGGACAAAGACCGAAACUGAGGAAGAUCAAAUGCAAGAAGGUGAUCUGAAGCAGUCAGAAGAGGUGAAUGAACCGGAUGGGAAUAUGAGUGUUUCAUGUGCUUCUGAGCUCAUGGUGGAAAUGUCAGAGGAAGAGGAGGAGGAUCGUUUGGAGGCGACCACAGCAGAUGCUCAGGAGGACACGGCAAGCGAGGGUGGCAUCUGUCCUCCUCCAUCACCAGCUAUUUUAAAAGCCAUGCCGACCACCCCCACCUUCUCUCUAAACAACAGUCCCAGUUCCUCACCUGGACGGCAGGAGAUCUCAGACACUAAGUCGCCGGCUUUUGUCUUCUCGGUGAAUUCUGGUCCAAGCACACCUGCGUUCUCUAAGCUGGGCUGUGAUUUUGCAGCAGAAGAGGCAUCUCCAUUUACCUUCACAAGCUCCUAUUUCAGCGACAAGAAGUCACCAGGAUCGGCACCCAAAUUCUCAGGUUUUCUGUUUGAUGAAGCUGAGAGUCAUCAAGAAGAGUUUUCCUUCUCGUUUGGGACGGAGAGUCCUCGGCAGAUCUCUUCCACACAGGACACAGCAGGUUCUGCGGAUUCAUUUCCAUUUUCAUUCAGCUUUGGAAAAAUGUAA